AUGACUGACAAAACCAACAUGUUGGACAAGCUCCGUGCUCUGGUAAAGAAGGAGCUGACAGACUAUGCUACAAUGUCCAGUCUGCCUUCUCAUUUGAGUCCAGAUGUUGAAGAAGAAGAGUCUUCAAAUGCAAACGGCCAACGGCAAUUUAGCAUCCGCAUUGGUGCGAAAAGGCGGCGAUUACAGCAACGUUCUGACACUGAGACGGAUACUAACGAGGAAGUUAGGGGCAUCCAUCCGAAAUGGAGAGUGAAAAUGAUCCAAUGGGCAUUCAAAGUCGUGGACCAUCUUGACCUCGAUCGAGAGAUUGUGGCAAUUGCCAUAAAUUACCUCGACCGAUUCUGUCUUGAAGAUUCAAGGCCCAAUGGAAUUGAUCGCAGAACCCUUCAACUACUUACGCUUACGUCUCUCUACAUUGCCAUCAAGCUAUUCGAAUUUCGCGCUAUUCGAGCAAGCGAUGGGGAUGGGGCUGCAACUACAACAUUGGAGACCCUUCUUCUCCUCACUGGAUCUCCAUUCACCAAACAGGAAAUGGAGUCCAUGGAAUACGAAAUCCUGGACGCAUUGCAAUGGCAAGUUCACCCUCCAACAGAACAGAUCUUUAUCGCCCACUUCAUGUCAGCAAUGCCACCUUGUGACUCCAGGGUACAGCGACUUUCAUUAUACCUGGCGGAAUUGUCUUUGUUGGACUCGUUCUUUGCCAGUUAUAGGACAUCGGAGACUGCUUAUGCAGCUCUUCUCUUCUCAAGAGGUCGAGUUCUUCACAAUGAAGAAACCCCUUUCUCUCUCAAGUUGUCGCAAUCUAGACACCAUGAUUAUGACAUUCAUAAUCCAAGAAUCAGGGAGUGCUACGAACGCCUAUCUGAUCUUUUUCGAAAUAGUGAAGUAGAGUCUGCGGCAGAAUCUGCGAAUGACAAUGAAGACAAUGGAAGGGUUGCAUCACCAGUCUCGGUUACAGCUUCGAUCCUUUGA
Molecule: messenger RNA, 972 nt
Organism: Cylindrotheca closterium
Lineage: Eukaryota; Bacillariophyta; Bacillariophyceae; Bacillariales; Bacillariaceae
Source: the annotation of a GenBank genome assembly